Molecule: messenger RNA, 1318 nt
Organism: Prunus mume (Japanese apricot)
Lineage: Eukaryota; Viridiplantae; Streptophyta; Magnoliopsida; Rosales; Rosaceae
Product: protein DMR6-LIKE OXYGENASE 2-like
Source: RefSeq, a predicted model, not a curated record
UUUGAAGAUAUUCACUGACCACCUUAUAUAUUGGUAAAGCUUAAAGAAAUAUUUGGAGAUCAAAGCGCAAGCAGCAGCAGGGAUCCUUGAAAACUUUGAAAACUUGUAGUUUUACAACAAUGGCUGCCAAAUUAUUAUCCGAUCUUGCCUCUGGUGUGACUUGUGUUCCCUCCAACUAUGUCCGGCCUGUACAUGAUCGUCCAAGUCUCGUCAUGCCCCCCGAUCACUCUAUCCCUCUCAUCAAUCUCCACUGUUUCGACGGUUCGAGGCGCCAUGAAAUAAUCAACCAGAUAGGCCUUGCCUGUCAAAAUUAUGGUUUCUUUCAGGUCCAAAACCACGCAAUUGAAGAGGCCGUGAUCGACAACAUGUUGAAAGUAGCAAGGGAGUUUUUUCAUCUGCCAGAAAGUGAAAGGCUCAAGUGUUUCUCCGACGACCCGUUGAAGACCACAAGACUGUCCACCAGUUUCAAUGUCAAAACUGAGGCGGUCUCCAGCUGGAGAGAUUACUUGAGACUCCAUUGCUACCCUCUCGAGGACUACAUGCAUGAAUGGCCCUCCAACCCUCCGUCUUUCAGGGAAGAUGUGGCUGAGUAUUGCAGGAAUGUGAAAGGAUUAGCAGAGAGACUUCUGGAAGCCAUAUCAGAAAGCUUAGGCUUAGAAAAGGAUUACAUGAACAGGGCCUUGGGGAAGCAUGGGCAGCACAUGGCCAUCAAUUACUAUCCGCCUUGCCCUCAGCCGGAGCUGACCUAUGGCUUACCUGGUCAUGCUGAUCCUAAUGUCGUGACCCUUCUCCUUCAAGAUGACGUGGCAGGCUUGCAGGUCUUCAACAAUGGCAGAUGGGUUGCAGUCAAGCCCAUGCCACAUACGUUCAUUGUCAACAUUGGUGAUCAAAUCCAGAUUGUUAGUAAUGAUCGUUAUAAGAGUGUACUCCAUCGAGCAGUGGUGAAUUGCGACAAGGAAAGGGUCUCCAUCCCAACAUUCUAUUGCCCAUCGUAUGAUGCUGUGAUGGAGCCAGCCCCCCAACUUGUUGACAAUCAUCACCCUCCCCUCUACAGGAGCUUUACCUACGCAGAGUUCUAUGAGAAAUUCUGGGACAGAGGCCUCAACACUCGAUCCUCUUUGGACUUGUUUAAGACUACCUCUCAUGCUUAAUCAUUUCAUUAAGCUCUCAAUAAUCUCGUCCCAUGCUGUUGUUGUUGAACCCUCUCAGACCUUCUAAUUACUCGUAUUAAUUAAUAAUAACUACAAUUUCAGUGCUUUGUGGCCUCGUUAUCAUAGCCAUAGAUAUGGUCCAAUAAAUGCAAAGCUCUUUUCAGAGG